AAACACAUGUUGAGACAUGUUUUGCAAUCGAAUAGUUACAAAAGCAAUACAUUGGUCACUCGUAUUUAUUUCAUAACAUUUCGUCGAAAAGAAUUCGUAUUUGUUAUUUAUUAUUUCUGAUUUGGCUUCCAAAUUUUCAGUUGCUCAAAAAUGUCUUCACCAUGGGGAAAAAUAAAAUCAGUGGAAACUGUUGACUUCAGUGAAAUCAUGUCUGAAGAAUUUGCCCGUGAUCUUCAUGAACGGGAUAAAAAUCAGAUAUCAGAAAGGAGGCUUUCGGAAAGUUUCAGAAUCAACAAUGCAAACGAUACAGUGGCCGGAUGUUCGAGGAGCUAUAACUCAAGCGCGGUAGGAAGUGGUUCUGAGGUCGACGAAAGUUUCAUUACAGCAUGUGGGAGUGCAGAGGCAACGAUUCCCGAAGAUGUGCUACGCGCAAUCGAGGAAGCAGAUAACAAGCAAGUAGAGUCAGACGCGGAAAUUGCCAAGCUCCUACAAGCCCAAUUUGAUUACGAAUAUGACGGUGAAUUAAAGCGAGAAGAAGACCAUCGAAAUAAAAAUUCCCGAGUUAAAAUUUCUUUGAAGAACUACAGAAUGAUACCGGAAGGUCUGCUGUAUGAUGAGGCGGAGGAAAAACCCCUCGACGCGAAAACUGAUUGGGAUAGAUUCGAGACCAAUGAGAAAGAGUUGAAAGGAAUCCCUCGGACGGGAUACAAAGUCAACAAGCAAGGCGAAAUGGUUACAAAGCACAAUUCGGACAUUUCUGGAAGAAAAAACGCAUGCAAAGUAAUGUCCUUCCCGCCGGAGUUCUCCACCGGAGAUGGAGCAGGAUUUGAUAUGAAACUUUCCAACACUGUGUUCAAUCAGCUAAAGACCCACUCGAAAAAAUCGAACAAGAAGCAUAACAAAGCACAUGACCGGAAGGAGAAUAUUGCUACCGCUGAAAUGGGUCUGGAUGAACCGACUCGAUUGAUUUUGUAUAAGUGGAUUAACAAUCAACUUUUGGACUCGAUCGACGGAAUUAUUUCCACUGGAAAAGAAGCAGUCAUUCUGCACGGACAAACCGACCCAACAAAUCCAAAUUUGAAGGAAGGCGAAGUUUAUCCAACGGAGAUUGCAAUUAAAAUUUUCAGCACGACGUUGAAUCAAUUCAAGCAAAGGGACCGAUACAUCAAGGAUGACUUCCGCUUUGCUGGCAGAUUUUCGAAACAAAACGCAAAAACUGUCAUCAAUAUGUGGGCCGAGAAGGAAUUACACAAUCUAAAUCGCAUGAAGAAAUACGGCAUCCUUUGCCCGGAGAUCGUUACGCUAAAAAAUAACAUUCUGGUGAUGUCAUUCAUUGGAGAGAACUCGAUUCCAGCUCCUAAGCUCAAGGAAGCUGACCUAAAUGAGGCACAAUUGAUUUGUGCAUAUGAAGAAAUCGUUGAAAUUAUGCACAAACUGUACAAUGAAGCCCGCUUAGUGCAUGCGGAUUUCUCCGAAUACAAUAUUCUGUGGUUUAAUGAACAAUGUUGGAUAAUCGAUGUGGCCCAAUCCGUUGAGCCUGGUCACCCAGGAGCGCUAGAAUUUUUGAUGCGAGAUUGUGACAACAUUAGUACUUUUUUCAGCAAGAAAGGAGUCACUGGGGUGAAAAGCAAAGAGGAUCUAUUUUUCCACAUAACUGGGCUGGAUCCUUUGACCCACAACGCGACCAUUUUGGAACGAAUCCACAUGAAAGGACAGCCGGCCCACAUUGUUGCAGCCGUCGACGACAACACCCCGGACCACUUCAAACCCGUGGAAUAUCCGUUUGAUUAUGCAUGGAAAAAAGUGGAACAGUACAAGAAAAGCAAAAAAGGUCACCAGGAGAUCGGAAACAAAUGUAAAACGGACGCAGUGAAGAUUCCCGGGGGAACAGUUUUACCGGAGGAAAAUAUUGCCGCUUGAGCCAAAAUAGACCUCAGUCAAUCCAUUUCAAUUUCCCUCAAUGAGAUCGAGGACAGUAAAUAAAUACAAAGAAUUGGAAA
This is a messenger RNA of Toxorhynchites rutilus septentrionalis, 2000 nucleotides long. RefSeq names its product serine/threonine-protein kinase RIO3. Gene Ontology annotation, cellular component: cytosol; preribosome, small subunit precursor. Gene Ontology annotation, molecular function: protein serine/threonine kinase activity; ATP binding. NCBI's taxonomy places the organism in Eukaryota, Metazoa, Arthropoda, Insecta, Diptera, Culicidae. The coding region runs from base 151 to 1920 and encodes 589 amino acids. Gene Ontology annotation, biological process: protein phosphorylation; maturation of SSU-rRNA. The transcript is spliced from 3 exons. The record is from RefSeq and is a predicted model, not a curated record.